GCACAACAAGUGAAGCGUUUGAAAAAAAUGAGUUUAAAAUUUUCUGGUCUAUUGGUUUUGGGGUCACUGCUAUUGUCAUCAGCGUUGGGGUCAAUUAUAAAUGUGACCUCGGCCGCGGAGAGCCCAACUAAACUAAAUUCCACCACCUCCGCCAAUGUGACAGUGGACAAUACAAUUUUCAAAUUGCCCAGUGAAAUUGACGAGGAUGAGCUGUUGCAUGAAACCGGUCUCUUUAUGCAGAGUCUUAUGAAUUUGGAUGUGGAUCCCUGUGAGAAUUUCUAUGAAUUUGCCUGUGGUAAUUGGAGGACAAGCGAGCGGGUGCCAUCUUCGGGUCGUAAGGAUUCCAUGCUAAGGGUUAUACAAAGUGAAAUUAACGAUUUGAUUGUGGCCUUUUUGAAAAAUAAUACCAAGGAGGGGAAGAGUGCCGAGGGAAAGGCCAAAAUAUUUUAUGCAUCCUGUGUGACGGGCGGCAAGGAUAUCAAUGUGGGUCUGAAGACCAUGCUGGACAAUGAAAAGGAGAAUUUUGGAAAACUGAAAUUGACUGGAAAGAAUGAUUGGAUUCCGGUGAAUUUUAUGUCCCCCUAUACCGUUUUCCCCCUUCUACCCUUGAGUGUGAACUACAGUACCUUUAGUCGGCAGUUUGAGAUUUCCAUUAACCGGCCAAUUGCCGCCUUAAAAUCUUUCUACAAUACCUCUCAGGCCGAGGAAUUGUUGCAGAAGAUGGGUCAAGUGGUCUCGGAAUUUAAAACCAUGUUGGAGUUCGAAAAGAAUUUGACAUCCAAGGUACCUACCAAGGAUUUUGCCGAAAGGAUGCCACUGCAGGAUUUUUUGGUUCAGCAUCAAAAGGAUCCCAUUGAUUGGAAUUUGAUUUUCAAAACUGCCUUUGGAGACAAUACCCAAAGGGAAUGGUAUGUUAACAAUCAAAUAUCCAAUUUCACCGACUUGGAAAGAUUCCUAAGGAAAUCGCCCACAGAAAAUCUGCGUAAUUAUGUAAAAUGGCGUACCCUGGUAAAGUUCUACAAGAUCUGGAAAACAGAGUUACCCAACGAUGAGAAGCGGGAACAAGUUUGCCGUCAACACACCGAAUCCUAUUUCACCUAUGGCAUAUUACCCUGGUUCAUUGAAUAUCUCUACGAUGCCGAGCGACGUGAGGACUCUCUACUCAUUGCCCAAACCAUUCUGCAGGGCUUCCUAAACAUGACCGAAAAUUAUGGGUGGUUAGAUGAGGAUACCAAAUCGGAAAUUGCUUCGAAACUCCAGGCCAUGGACAUUAUGGUGGGCUAUAAGGAUGAUAUGCGUCAUCGCCAGAUGGGUGAUCAAAUUUACAAUGACUUGGAAAUCAAUGGAGAUUGGUUCAAGAAUUUGCUAACUCUGGAAGCCAAUCAUGCCCGCAUUAGACUACAUUCCGUUCACAAGACUGUGGUGCCACCCAUUCUCUCGCCCUUCAGUGUCAAUGCCUUCUAUGCCGAUUACAUCAACACCGCCUUUGUGACCAUGGGUAUCUCCCAGAUGCCUCUCUAUCACACCCGUUUCCCUGCCUCCCUCAAGUAUGGGGGCCUUGGAAUGUUGAUAGGCCACGAAAUGGCCCAUGCCCUGGACUCGAAUGGCUAUCAUGUGAAUUAUGAGGGUAAACCCUACAAUUGGUCUUCAUCCUCUCUAAGGCACUUCCAACAGAAAAUUCGCUGCCUGGAAAAUCAAUAUAACAAGUUUAUUUAUCAUGGCAUACAAACGAAUGGCUCAGCCACAAUGCCGGAUAAUAUUGCUGACAAUGCUGGGACCCGUUUGGCCCAUCAUUCCUAUAUGGAUUUAUAUGGGCGCAAUGAGGGCCUGGAGAAGCCGUUACCAGGUCUGGAGUUUACCAACAAUGAAUUAUUUUUCAUUAAAAUGGCCCAGACAUGGUGUUCGGGGAGGGAUGAUUCUUAUAAACUGCUACAUAUGAAGACCGAUGCCCAUGCCUAUGCGGAGUUUAGGGUAUUGGGGCCUCUGCGUAACAUGCCGGAAUUUUCCGAAACAUUCCAAUGUAAAUUGGGCUCACAAAUGAAUCCCCUCAAGAAAUGUGUUGUGUGGUAA
Molecule: messenger RNA, 2070 nt
Organism: Musca domestica (house fly)
Lineage: Eukaryota; Metazoa; Arthropoda; Insecta; Diptera; Muscidae
Product: endothelin-converting enzyme homolog
Exons: 1
Coding region: 28-2070 (680 amino acids)
Biological process (GO): protein processing
Cellular component (GO): plasma membrane
Molecular function (GO): metalloendopeptidase activity
Source: RefSeq, a predicted model, not a curated record